AUGUCGGAGAAAAAGCAAGACGACAUCUUCCCCCCCGAGCCCUACCACGUCGAGUACAUCGAUAAGGAUCAGGGUGUCAUUGAUCAGGAUGCUGUCUUUGGAGAAAUCACCGAAGAAGGCCCGAAUUAUCGCAAUGUAGGAUGGCUCGGGACCACGGCCCUCAUGAUGAAGACCCAAAUCGGUCUAGGAGUUCUUUCGAUACCGUUAGCCUUCGACACCCUCGGACUGAUCCCGGGAGUCAUAGUCCUCUGCGCUAUUGCUGUUAUUACAACGUGGUCGGACUAUAUUGUGGGUGUCUUUAAGCUGCGCCAUCGGGAGGUAUAUGGGAUUGAUGACACGGGAGCACUUAUGUUUGGGUAUCCCGGCCGGGUCCUUCUUGGGGGGGCAUUCUGCCUUUAUUGGACGUUUGUCGCUGGCUCUGGAAUGCUUGGUGUCUCUAUCUCCCUUAAUGCAGUCUCCACCCAUGGCGCGUGCACGGCCGUCUUCGUGGCUGUAGCGGCGAUUGUAGGCUUCAUGCUUGCUAGCAUUCAAACCCUAGCUCGUAUCAGCUGGAUCGCAUGGGUAGGGCUGUUCGGUAUUCUUACAGCGAUCUUCAUCGUCACUAUUGCGGUCGGACUACAGGAGCGCCCAUAUGCAGCCCCACAAGAAGGCGUUUGGGUCUCAGACUAUAAGCUCAUUGCCAGCCCGACCUUUACACAAGCUAUCACUGCCGUGUCCUCAAUCGUCUUUGCCUAUGCGGGUACUCCUGCCUUCUUCUCAAUCGUUUCUGAGAUGCGCGAACCCCGCCAUUAUACCCGAUCCCUUGUUAUUUGCCAGUCAGUGGUUACUGCGACCUAUAUCGCCAUUGGUUGUGUUGUAUACUAUUUCUGUGGGUCUUACGUCGCUUCACCAGCUUUGGGCUCCGCUGGUCCGACCGUAAAGAAAAUCAGCUAUGGCUUUGCGCUACCAGGUCUCUUGAUGACCACUCUACUUGUCAUCCAUUUACCAGCCAAGUAUCUUUUCAUCCGUAUCCUGCAAGGCUCGAGGCACCUGACUGCGAACACAACUAUUCACUGGGCCACCUGGCUCGGUUGCACUUCGGGUAUCGCUAUUAUCGCCUAUAUCAUUGCCAGUGCUAUUCCCGUGUUCAACGACCUGGUGUCCCUGGUCGGUGCCCUCCUUGGCACUCUCAUGUCCUUCCAACCUAUGGGCUGCAUGUGGUUAUAUGAUAACUGGAGUAAGGGCAAGAUCAGUAAAUCGCCCAAGUGGAUUUUCAUGGUCUUCUGGAGCGGCUUUGUUAUUCUGUCCGGCACCUUUUUGAUGGUUGGGGGCACGUACGGAUCAGUUGUUUCCAUCAUCGACAGUUAUAAAAAGUCCGGUGGCUCGGCAGCUUGGUCUUGUGCUGAUAACUCCAAUUCGGUCUAA
Aspergillus oryzae RIB40 is the source of this 1404-nucleotide messenger RNA. RefSeq lists its product as uncharacterized. Gene Ontology annotation, molecular function: amino acid transmembrane transporter activity. Gene Ontology annotation, cellular component: vacuolar membrane. The transcript is spliced from 5 exons. The coding region runs from base 1 to 1404 and encodes 467 amino acids. NCBI's taxonomy places the organism in Eukaryota, Fungi, Ascomycota, Eurotiomycetes, Eurotiales, Aspergillaceae. The record is from RefSeq and is a predicted model, not a curated record. Gene Ontology annotation, biological process: amino acid transmembrane transport.